This is a messenger RNA of Musa acuminata subsp. malaccensis (wild Malaysian banana), 674 nucleotides long. Its product is annotated as protein NONRESPONDING TO OXYLIPINS 2, mitochondrial. NCBI's taxonomy places the organism in Eukaryota, Viridiplantae, Streptophyta, Magnoliopsida, Zingiberales, Musaceae. The record is from RefSeq and is a predicted model, not a curated record.
AGUCGGUCACUCGGUCGACGCAUUGCCCAUGCCCAUGCCCACUCGCUUAGGGUUUAAGGGCUUUUGUUAUCCCCGUCUGUCGCCCGACACGAAGAAAACCCGUCCGAGAUCAAAGAUGGCGUCGCUCUGUAGGUCCGCCGCCAUGGCCGCCGCGAGGUCCAUCGCGGUCCGCUCCAAAAACCUACUCCCGAAGCCCGCGCCAUCUCGAAGAGCCGCCCCUAUCGUUCGGAGGUCGAUCGCACCGGCGCUGGGAAGUGUCGAGUCGCUGAUGCCGCUUCACAGCACCAUCGCCUCCGCCCGUCUCAAGUCUUUCAUCGCGGUUGAUUCCUCCUGUUGGAGUUGGCUCUCCCAAGGACGUGCUUUACCCUUGUGACCAAGGUGUGAUGGCUUUAUGCUAUGUGGAGUAGUAGAUUCAUAGGGCUUCUCUAUUCCGAAGACAAUAACAUACUAGCUUAUAAAACUUGAAUUGUACCAAGUGGCUGGACAUUCUCUUUUUUAGCCUUAGCGUCUUGGCUUUUUAAUUUUUGGAACUUAUUGAGAAAACAUUUCUUGUUUGAUGGGCUUUUAACAUCAACUGGUGCCUCCUAGGGCACACAUGUCAUAUCGUUCACCAUGUACUUUAGACAAGAAAAUUUGGCAUCUGAUGCAGCUAGGUCAAUUGUUUCCUUUUGCAA